Molecule: messenger RNA, 2184 nt
Organism: Aureobasidium musti
Lineage: Eukaryota; Fungi; Ascomycota; Dothideomycetes; Dothideales; Saccotheciaceae
Source: the annotation of a GenBank genome assembly
AUGGCACGACGCUCGUCAGCCAGAAUCCGCGCAAAGCAGUCGACUACGCCACAGGCCCAGAGAGUUUCUGACCUGGGCGUCGACAGCGAUGCUAUCAAGACUCCUCGCCCCGCUCCCAAACUAUCCGCAGUCGACGAAGACGACGGUCCGCAACCUACACCCACCAGAACCGCCCAGACACCCCGUGACGGCACCCCUAUCCAACCCAGCGUCCAAGAAAUGCAUCCCCAGAAGUACCAGAUGAGCACAGCCAAGCCGCUCGAUGAAGCACGAUGGCUGGGGUUCAGCAGCAAUAAGACGACCCAGCAGACACCCACCAAAACUCCCAAGGCACCACAGAAUAUCAUGGACAACGCGCCUGACUUCAGCUUCACCUUUCAGCGCCCCACUCUGAACCUGAGCCCGCAGGCUCGCGCACUGAUGGAGGAGACAAGGGGAGAGGCGGCAAAGAUUCGCAAUGAGAUGCAGGCCACACAGAAGGACCAGCCGUCGGCUAACGACGUAUUGGUGCGCAAGAUUGCUACUCCCUCGGGCAAGGUCAGCCGCUUCAGCGACGUGCACAUGAAGGCCUUUAAGAAGAUGGACUCGAUCGCCGACCAUCCUUCAGCCUUCAGGACCAAAGACAACAAGCCACUGGCCACCGACAAGCCGUCUGCACUCAAGCGCUCACCGUCCAAAGCCGAGCUUGAGCGCCCAUCCUCGUCGUCCUCGUCUACAUGUCUGCCUCGUCCCGUAUCGCGCGACAACCUGGAUGCAGGCCCGGCCAAGCGUGUCAAACGUGCUGCUGACGACGAUGCUACCACUUCGCGCCCUGAUGCUACCCCCAAGCCUAUCCUCAAGAGUGCCAUCAAGUCCAACAUGACACCGCGCUCCGUCAAACCUCCUCAGUCAAUACUCAAGUCGGCCAAGUCCGCUCGCCGCACCACCAUGAUCCCCUCUUUCCAACGCAGUCCUGUCAGGCCGAACAUGACUAGUGCAAGCGUCCAGCACGAACAGGCUCAAGACAAGCAGAAGGACCAACGUGCACAGCUCCUGUCCAAGUCUCCAAUAAAGUCUCCAGUCAAAUCGUCCAUGGCUGACCGCAUUGCUCGCUUUGAGCCUGAGGCUCCCGAAAGUCCGCUACUCAGUCGUAGCCCGGCCAAACACCCAUCGCCGACCAAGGCCUCUAUUGCUCCCGAGUCUCCCAACGAUUCUUCGAAGAUCCCCUUCCUUGCCCGAUCUCCUGCCAAGAAGACGUCCAAUGCCAUCCCAGAUGCUGAAGAUAACGAGGCAACCAAGGAAAAGCACAACAAGCAACCUUUGCUGGCUCGUUCCCCUGCUAAGAUUCACGUACCUGGCUCCUUUGACACUGAGCAGCAACAAACACCCGGAAGGCCUAGUCUGUUUGCCCGCUUCAACCUGUUGCGUCAAUCUCCUGUCAAGUCCAUCCUACGCACUCCACAACGCUUGUACUCAGACGACCCCUUCAAGGUCGCCAAUGGCACCCACUUGUCGACUCCACCCAACAACACUUCCGAUACUGAAAAGGCUGGUCCGCCACCCCCUCCCAAGACCUGUCCUAUUGUCAAACAUGUUGAUUUCUCUGCUUCAACCAAGGCUUUCGAUCAAGCCGAGGAAACACCCGACACUCCUACCAAGGCCUCAUCGCCUCCAUCAAAGGCCAACGAGCAAGCUGCUAUUGCCUAUCCUACUCUACCCACUACUUCUGACAAUGCCGAACGGCCCAAGAAGGCAUAUCGUCGUAUGACCAUGGCUGGUGCUCCUAACGACUUUACAUUCCGCGCUGGUGAGCAAGCUAUUACCUUCGCUCCCUCGCCUCGUCGCACCACCUCCCAGGAGAUCAAGCCUUCCAUCCGCUCUGUCGAACACUCGCCCGAGCUUCCUGCAGCCACUGGCCUCAAGCGCAAGGCCGACGAUGAAGAUUUGCGAAACCAAGCCACCGGCACUACAGCUAGCGACAAGGAAAACGACGAUUCUGAACAUCGUCCUGCAAAGAAGGCCAGAUCCGAAAAGCCCGAGCCAACUCGCCCAUCUAUUGCUGCCGCUACUGCUAGGACUCCAAUCAAGAAGAUCCCUACCGUGGGUGUCAGACCAAAGUCCUUCACCCAGAAGCCCAAGGAGAAGCGUCCGGGUGUGUUGAGUGCAGCACGCCUAGCCGCUCUCGCAACCCCCAAGAGACGUUGA